Molecule: messenger RNA, 301 nt
Organism: Paramecium octaurelia
Lineage: Eukaryota; Ciliophora; Oligohymenophorea; Peniculida; Parameciidae
Source: the annotation of a GenBank genome assembly
AUGGAAAUUAUUUCAUUAAAAAAUAUUUGUAUAAAAUUCUACAAAAAUUCUGUUUUAAAAAAGAGCGCUUAUCUGCACUAAUAGAUUCAGACACUUGAUUCAGAAGUUUUUAGAAAUUGCACAUAACUCAUGGUUAUCAAAUCAAAGUUCUCAAUUUCAACAAGAUAACUAAUUAGAAAGAAUUAUGGAUUUAACAGACAUCCCUUCUUCUGCUAAAAAUAGUCAAUGGAUUGCUUAGCUACAUUUUAUUCAUCAAGAUUUGCUAAAGAAAAUUUUGUAAAUACUUGAAAGGAAAGAGAUA